This is a messenger RNA of Botrytis sinoallii, 4232 nucleotides long. RefSeq lists its product as uncharacterized. Gene Ontology annotation, cellular component: plasma membrane. Bases 1546 to 3753 code for a protein of 735 amino acids. The transcript has 3 exons. Gene Ontology annotation, biological process: potassium ion transmembrane transport. Lineage: Eukaryota; Fungi; Ascomycota; Leotiomycetes; Helotiales; Sclerotiniaceae. The record is from RefSeq and is a predicted model, not a curated record. Gene Ontology annotation, molecular function: potassium ion transmembrane transporter activity.
CCAUUGAUUGUUCAUAUCGGAAUGGCCAUUCCAAACUUCUCAUCAGAAUACUCGAUAGAUACUUACUACUCCCUUUACUUUGUCCUCAGUUACAUCAAACACCAAAAGACAUUUUCUUCUUGCUUGGCUUCUUCCCCUGCAUUGGUAACUUGACAUGAUCAGCCACCCAACAGCCACAGAACGGUACGAGCAGACACAGAACACAGACUACCCGCACCCUAAACUUGUCUCACUGCAUUACACCACUGCACUGCACUGCACUCCACUCCACUCUUCAAUCAUCAAUCAUCGAUCCAUUCUUUCAUUCAUUCACUAUCCACCACUUACUUCCUUCACUUCCACCCUCACCUCAAUCUUUUCCUGGGCAAAGAGAUCUUCAAACGCUCAAACGCUCAAACGCUCAUACUACGCUCGUACGAACAUCUCUCUCGACUUUUGUUCAUCACUUCUUUCGCAACUCCUACCUCUCUUCAUCCCAUCAAACCCUCCGUUUCUACUUACAAAACAGACAUCCGAGCUCAGAAUCCUCCAGAAUAAGAUCAUUGGAAUCGAAGCUGGACUUUGCCACAAUUCAAUAUCUUACACGUUGGAUAAUUCGAGAGAGGGAGAAAGGAACAAGAGUUGUACACACACACACUCACUCAACAUUCGUUCUUGAUUGCAAUUUUGUCAUUCGUUUUUAAAAUCACGAUUUUAUCUCUACAAUCACAUUUGUACCGCAAUUUUUCCUUGACUGAAGAAAGGAAAGAAACUCAAUUCCGACCGCCAACUUCCGACCAAUUCCUAACGACCCAUACCAAUUUCGAGGUACCUGUCGAAGGACGAUCAAACCCGCGCGCUUCAGAAUAACACAAUCAGGAAGACAUCUCACCAAAAGGAAACAACAAUUUCUCUUUCAAUUGUAUCAAUCAAGUCAAGCAAUGUCAAUUUGAUCUUCAAUUAAGAAGAUUUUGAUACCGUCAAUUGGCCUGGUUCAAUUUAAAUCGCAUGAAUAGUGAAUAUUCUUGUCGCAUUCGCAUUCAUUUCCACUUUCUCGUGAAUUUGUCACAGAUCAACAAAAUUAUGAUUCAACAAUAGAAACGGCCACUCUUUACCUUUUUAUUGUGCUUCCUUGCUCAGCUUUAAGCCACGGUCGACCCGAAAACGUAUAUCCACAAUCCUACUGUCGUUGACGUUUGUACCCGUUACCCGUUUAUUCGACCAUUACCAUCCAAGACUAAUCGUUGUCUUACCUUUUUCAUAUCCGUCCUCGAUUGAUAUCAUUCAUACGACCAAGUACAUGAAUACUUACUCGACAUAUCAAUUGUACAUCACCCUCACUUAACCUGCACAAGUCGAUACUUCGCAGGCGGAGAACGACAAGUGCAUCAAAUACAACUCUACGUUCAUUAUAUCGAAGGGACUCGCUCAUUGCGAAAUAUCCAACAAAACCUUCAAGGUUACAAUUCCUUCUUUUCUAGCCAGGUGCUUCGACAUUAUAUCCAUUGUCAUCGUGGCAGAGCCAAACGAAUUUAAUUAAAAGAUAUACCCUUUACUAUUUCAAAUAUGGGGAUUUUUUCAAGACGUGUGAACAAAGACGACCUACGUCCUGAGCAGAAAUGGGACUUUAUUAGUCUUAACGAUUUUAAAUCCACAUCCUGUCUCACUCCUUUCGCAUAUGCAUAUCUUUGGAUUUCUUUGGUCAUCUCUACCGCCGUUUAUGGUGUAGAUACUUUUACCGCCGUUAACCUUUUAGCUUUCAAUCGAUGGUCUGGGGAAAUUCAACCAAUCAUUCCUCUCAAUGUUUCGAAAUGGAUCUUUUCUGGAUGUAUCAUUGCUUCUUGGAUCAAUAUUGGAUUCGAACAUUUACGAGCGUGGAGAGUCAUGCGACGAGGAGCUGUUGCCGAAAGUUAUUUGGACAAUCUUGCUGUUCGACUUGAAAGUAUCAAAAUGGGACAGACUGGUCGAGGUUGGAGAAGAUUCUUGGUCUUUGCCGAAUUGACAAAAUCUAAAAAGGGGACCGAAUAUGUUGCGCUAUUUACAUAUUUCGCUUUUCAAUCUUGGAUUCGUGUUGUAUUCUGUCAGGGACCUCGUCAAGUCAUCAACGCAUUAACUCUAUACUCAGUGUUUCAUGCAAAACUCGAUCCUACUGAAUCCAAUGAUGUUGGAGACGCCUUCUUAACCUUUUUCAAGAAGGUUGGAAUCCUUGCAGAACAAGAACAUCAACAAGCAGUUAUCUUGUCCGGUAUGAUCUUCACACUUGUCAUUUGGAUCUUUUCCGCAUUAAGUCUUAUUCUCGCAAUCUUGUUCUAUUUACUGUUCUUAUGGCAUUAUAUUCCAAAUCACGAUGGUGGACUUACAGGCUAUUGCGAGCGAAAGAUUAAUGAACGUUUGACAAAGAUUGUCAGUGCCAAGGUCAACAAGGCUAUCGAGGAGGAGGAAAGAAAACGAACCAAAGCAGAACAAAAGGCAGUAAAGAAAGGAGAGAAAGUUUCUGGACGUCAAGCUACUAUUCCAGCACUUUUCGAUUCGAAAGAAGACGACAAACUUCCGGAUAUGCCUGUGCUCAAUAGAGCAGAUACAAUGACAACCUUACCACAGUAUACAUCACGACCAGGUACACCAAGUAGUAAUCUUCCACAAACAGCCAGUUUCGAACUUGAGAAAUUGGAUCAAAAACGACCAUUACCUGGAAGAUCUGUUACAGGGUCAAGUUAUGCUUCGAAUGCUCCUCUUAUGGGUAAUGCAGGUGAUAUGGGAAGAGUGCCGGACUUACCACCACUUGAUACGGAUAUGCCAUUCCCUGCUCCACAAAGAACUAAUACUGGAGGAUCUCAAGGUAGUCAAUGGCAACGUGGUCCACCACAAGGUCCUCCUCAAGGUCCACCAAGAAUGCCAUCUGCAAUGGGUGAUCGUGGAUUUACAGCAAGUCCAUUUUCUUAUGCUGAUGGACGAAAUACACCUGGAUUUCCAGGACCACAAAGACAAAAUACAAUGGAUUCUUAUGGAAGACCAAUUCCUCGAUCGCAUACACCUAUGGGUCCUGGCCCAGCUCCAUCAAUUGGAAGACGUACACCAUUCGAUCCUGCUAUGCAAAAUCCUCAAAAUCGUAUGAUGUCUCCAGCAUCAGAAUAUGGAUCAGAAUAUGGAAGACAAACACCAUUCAAUCCAGCACUUCAAAAUCAAGGUCGACCUUCACCAGCUCCAGGGUCAGAAUUUGGAGGGCCAAGACCACCAUUCAACUAUAAUCAACAAGGACGUUCAUCACCAGCACCUGGACCUGAUUUCAGUCGUAGAACACCAUUCGACCCAGCUCUCCAAAACAAUGGACGUGCUUCUCCAGCUCCAUCAAAUAUGGGUCAAGGGUAUGGGCAGAAUACACGAAGUCCGCCAUCAACAAAUCCAGCUGGGUAUAAACCAUUCAAUCCCAAUUCCAUCAACCCAACAUUAGCAUCACCAGUCGAACAAGAAGAACAACACCAACAUGGUUUUGAUUUCGGUACGGGCACAUCGAGUCCACCUCGAGUUAGGAAUUUAACGGAACCUAUUCCAAGGGCUGCGACUACGGGACCAGAACAAAUGAGAUCUCAUGGAAAUCGAAAUGAAGAUUAUGGAGAUGAGGAAAUGGGAUCUAUUUCUCCUCCUAGAAGAGCUGCUACGGAAGUUGGUGAAUUUAAUCCAGAUCAAAGAACGAAUCAAAAUCAAGCUGAUCAAAGACAUGGCUCGGAAUCUGGAUCGGGAUCGGGAUCUGCACCAUGGGGAGGUUAUAGAUGAGAGGUGUUUUUGAAUUUAAGGGUUUUGAAGAAUUGACAAAGGGCGUUCAAUCUGGAUUGGAUUGUAUAUUUAAAGCGAAAUGCUAAUAGGGGGUGUUUAACUUUUAACAGCGAUGAAUUACAUACUUGGUGGUGUUUUGAGGUGGUUCUUUGGUGUUUAUAGGAAAGAGGUUUAUAUUUAUUCACUUACGUUCUUUAUGAAGAUAUUUGAAAGGAGAAGAUGAGGAAGGGAAUAUGAGGAAAAAUAGAUUUAUAUACCACUUGUGUGUAUGGUAGGAAAUCUAUCGCUCGUGGGGUGGUAUCAUCUGUGAGAGAUGAAUUGGGGAUGUUUAUACGAAUUGGUGGAUUGAUGAUAGUAAUAAAGAAUUAUUGAAUUGGAAGCGGCGGAACGAAUUGAUGGUUUCGAAAUGAGGUGAGGUGGAUACUAGGUAGAUAGAUAGAUAUCUAUGAGAUACCUAAUUUGAAAGAUGAAAUGACCUC